Messenger RNA from Closterium sp. Naga37s-1, 702 nucleotides. NCBI's taxonomy places the organism in Eukaryota, Viridiplantae, Streptophyta, Zygnematophyceae, Desmidiales, Closteriaceae. The record is from the annotation of a GenBank genome assembly.
AUGGUGGAUGCAAAAAUAAGGGAAGGCUCAUCCUCCCCUCCUCCCUUUUCCCCUCCUCCCCUCCUCCCUUCUCCCCUCCUCCCCUCCUCCCUUCUCCCCUCCUCCCCUCCUCCCUUUUCCCCUCCUCCCCUCCUCCCUUCUCCCCUCCUCCCCUCCUCCCUUCUUCCCUCCUCCCCACUCCCUUCGCCUCUCCUCCCCUCCUCCCUUCUCCCCUCCUCCCCUCCUGCGCUCCUACCAGAGAACUUUGGUUUCGAGGGGUUGGUGCAUGUGACAUUAUCAGGCGCGGUGCAUCACGGCAACAAGGGCGUGGAGGUGUGGCUGCAGACCUUCGCCCCGGGCUACUCCACCAACGUGCGCUCACAGGAGCAGGACACAGUGGUGGUGGUGCUGAAAGGGGAGGGUGCGCUGCGCUUCCGCCCCAACAGCACCGACCAAGUGUCGCCGGCACCCUUCGCCUCCACGCCCUUCCACGUGAACUCAACCGUCAUCAUUCCGCACAACACCGUUCACCAGCUCGUGAACAGCGGCAAGACGCGCCUGCAAUUCCUGCACAUAUUCGGCAAGCCGCCCAUCAAGUUCAGGGAGUUCACAUCGUGGGAGGAGGCUCAAGGCAAAAAAGUAUUCCCAGGGCCCUUCGACCGCAAGUGCCUUCCUGGCAGCUUCUUCGGCGGGCACAGGGCCCCGCCUAGCCGGGAUGUGUGA